This is a messenger RNA of Hyla sarda, 1754 nucleotides long. Its product is annotated as TATA-binding protein-associated factor 2N-like. Gene Ontology annotation, cellular component: nucleus. The record is from RefSeq and is a predicted model, not a curated record. Gene Ontology annotation, molecular function: RNA binding; transcription coregulator activity. The transcript has 16 exons. Lineage: Eukaryota; Metazoa; Chordata; Amphibia; Anura; Hylidae. Gene Ontology annotation, biological process: regulation of DNA-templated transcription. Bases 177 to 1520 code for a protein of 447 amino acids.
CUCGCGCUGGUGCUUACGUCUGUUUCCUGGAGCCCAGUACGUAACACAGUCGAGCCUCCUCGCGUGGGUACGCGCUCCCGUUUCGCGCCGUUCUUACGUCCUUCAGCGUGACGUGAUUAUCGGAUCUGAGCGCAGUGUGAGUCCUGCUUCACAGUGUCCUCCAUAUCGCCGCCAUCAUGUCUUCAGAUCCUGGCAGUUACGGAGGACAAAGUCACCAAAGCUAUCCUCCAUAUGGAAAUACAGGGGGUCAGAGUGCUGGACAAACAUCACAGGACUAUUCUGCAUAUGGACAAGCACCAGAUUCAUCAUACGGUCAAAGCUAUGGAGCUUACAAUCCUGGCUAUGGGCAGAGUCAGCAAGGCUAUAGCCAGCCAUCUCAUACACCUUAUGAGAGUCAGCAAUCUUACGGUAGUUAUGGACAGACUUCUGCAUCCCAAAUAGCAGGUGGCAGAGGUUCAUCCCAAGAAAACCAGCCUGGUGACAGCAGACCAUCUUAUCAGCAGCCUCCAGAUUCCUAUGAUCAGCAAGACUAUGGGCAAAAGCCAAAGUCGGGCUAUGGGCAACAACCAAAUCAAGGAUCCUAUGAGUCAUCGGGAUAUGGUGGACAGAAUCAGCCCUACUCCUCUCGUAAAGAGGGUUUUAGCCAAUCCUCUCAAGAUGACAGUCGGGAUUACGGCAGGUAUGGUGGAGAACGAGGAUUUAGUGGGUCCCAAAGUCUCGGUGGUGGCAGAGGCCGUGGUGGCUUUGACUCGGAUAGAAAUGCUGGGAUGAGCGGUGGCGACCGAGGUGGCUUCAAAAAUUUUGGUGGAUCUAGAGAUGAUGAUAAACCUGAGUCAGAUAAUCAGGACAAUUCUGACAAUAACACAAUAUUUGUGCAAGGGUUUGGUGAAGAUGUAAAUGCAGAUCAAGUGGCAGACUACUUCAAACAGAUUGGCAUUAUAAAGACUAACAAGAAGACUGGAAAGCCAAUGAUAAAUAUUUAUGCUGACAAGGAAACUGGCAAGUCCAAAGGAGAAGCGACCGUUUCAUUUGAUGAUCCUCCUUCAGCCAAAGCAGCUAUUAAUUGGUUUGAUGGAAAAGAAUUUAUGGGCAAUGUCAUCAAAGUCUCUUUUGCUACUCGGCGGCCUGAAUUUGUUAGAGGUGGUGGCGCUGCCGCUGGUGGUGGUGGAGGAGGUAGACGAGGAGGUGGUCAUAGGGGUGGUGGUUUUGGAGGAAGCCGUGGCUCUUUCAGAGGGGGUAGUGGUGGACCGCAAGGUGGAGACUGGUUGUGCCCAAAUCCUUCUUGUGGGAAUGUAAACUUUGCCAGAAGGGAUUCUUGUAACCAGUGCAGUGAACCCAGACCAGAAGAUUCUAGACAAAGUGGAGAUCGUGGAAGGGGUGGAUAUGGAGGAGACAGAGGUGGAUAUGGAGGAGACAGAGGCUAUCGAGGACGUGGAAGAGGUGGUGACAGAGGAGGCUAUGGAGGAAAGAUGGGUGGCAGGAAUGACUUUAGGAAUGACCAGCGCAACAGGCCUUACUAGCUUGAAGUUCCUUUCUUGUCUUCUACUUAACAAGGCAUCAGAUUGUUUAGAAUUUCGAAGUAACGAAUUUAUUUGAUUUUUGUUUUUGUCCUUUCCCAGAAAUGUGAGGUAUUUUUUUUCCUGAAAAUUUAUUAAAUUACAGAACUUAGCCCCUAUUUCUUCAAUUUGACAAAUGAACAUAUAAAAUAUUGCCAAAGUGUUUUUGUAUUACAAUAAAUGACUUCUUUUUAUGUG